AUGGGCGGAACAGAAGUGACAAUUUCUUCACAGAUCUUGGAGAUAUCAACCCUCUAUGCCGCCCAUUGUCUAAUCCCAGGUAUACUCCUGAUCACCACAUCAAAACGCUCAGCAUGGCGGUAUCUCUCAAUCCCAUGUCUAGUGGUCAUCGCGCACAGAUCUAUACGCGUGGCCACAAGCCUAGGGCCAGGCUUCAUCUGGUGUGAACUAGCCCGUCUCAUCGUGACAGUAGUUUUCCAAUCCUUAAACCUGUUACUCAUAAACCCAAAAGACAGCACCGACCUUCCAUCAAAGGAAAGUCAUGGUGUUGUCGCGCGUCUUUAUUAUGCGACGCGACUGUUUACUCAACCGCGUGGAAUCAACACGCCCUGGCAAAUCAAAAAUGCACCCGCACAGCCAGCCUAUUAUGCGAAAAGGGGGAUGAAAGAGCCGCCUCGAGGUCGGUUUCUGCUUCGUAAUACUGCUAUUGCAAUAAUUCAGUAUUUGGCGUUGGAUGUUUUCGCUACCCUUGCGUUGCAACAGGCGCAAGAGCAGAAGAAGCAUGAACUUUUGCCACCCACUGUUCAGUGGGAUAUAUCUGUUGAGCAGUGGAUUGAGCGGAUUAUUUCGCAUUUAGUUGCCGGGUUUGUGGUGAGCAGGAUGCUUAUUGAUUUGCACCAUCGCGUGUUCUCGAUUUUGCUUGUUGGGCUUGGACUUGACUCUCCGUCGAAUUGCCCUCCUUUGUUUGGCCGGGCGGCGGAUGCAGGGUCAUUGAGAGGAUUUUGGGGCAAGUUCUGGCAUCAAUUGGUGCGUGAACCAUUUGUCUCUGUCAGCACAUUUAUUACCCGCGAUAUUGUGGGUCUAUCCAAGUCUCCAUUGGAGCGAUAUACAAACAUCCUCCUUGUUUUCCUCUUCUCAGGCGGAUUGCAUGUCAUCCUUGAUGUUGUUCAGGGUAUCCCAGGGCAGGAAUCUGGCGCGAUGUUACUAUUCAUGACAGCCCCACUCGGUCUUAUCAUCGAGGAUGGCAUCAAGGCACUCUGGAAAACCUGUACCGGAGCUAGUCUCACUGUCAAAGAUGGUGAUGGGGAGUUCCCUGUGCCGAUGUGGCAAAAGAUUAUUGGAUUCUGCUGGGCAAUGGCAUGGCUGGGCAUCACUUCAACUUGGUAUUUCUAUCCGCAAAUGCUGCGACCCGAAAACCAGGCCCUUGUUCCGUUUAGCCUGGCGAGUCAGGUUGGGUUGCCUGUCGUGGCAGGAACCGUCCUGGCUGGGGGUGCUCUGGUUGCCUUUGUGUUUGAAGUUGAAAUUUGA
Molecule: messenger RNA, 1287 nt
Organism: Penicillium pulvis
Lineage: Eukaryota; Fungi; Ascomycota; Eurotiomycetes; Eurotiales; Aspergillaceae
Product: wax synthase family protein
Exons: 2
Coding region: 1-1287 (428 amino acids)
Biological process (GO): lipid metabolic process
Source: RefSeq, a predicted model, not a curated record